GUAAGCCAGCUUAGAAUAUGUUCCAAAUUUGAAGUGCCUCAUUUCAAUUUAGUGUUCUUCCCCCUUUCAUUUCCUCUUCCCAUUGCCCAACUUUCCUUUCUCAUUUUCUGCUCCAUCUGAAGCCUUCAUUUCCUCUACCCACAUUCUUAAAUGCCUUCCUUCACGUAAUUCCUCCAUACCCAUCUCUUCUUCUCUUCUUGAUCAACGCAUUUUCACUCUCCCUCUACAUUUCUCUCCAAAUGGGUUCGAUUAUAAUGGAACCUGACGACGUCGCCGCCUACAUCAGCGGCUGUGACAGCCACAAUACCCUCAAAAACAUCACCAGAAUCUGUACAUUUGCCGACCGGAUUCACUCCACCGGCGUUUUCUCCGGUGUAAACCCUUUGGAAUUCUCUGUUCCUCUUCUGUUCUUACAGCUUGGACUCAGUGCUGGAACUAUCAUCUUGUUCUCUAUGCUUCUCAAGCCCCUCGGCCAGCCCCUCAUCGUCUCACAAAUUCUGGGCGGUGUAGUUCUAGGUUCUUCGGGUUUAGGCCACUUGGGGAGAUUUAGAGAGGUGAUUUUCCCUCUCAGAGGGUUCGUUGUUCUGGAUGUGAUUUCUGCGCUUGGCCAUGUUUUUUUCUUCUUUCUGAUUGGAGUUCAAACGGAUAUCUCGUUUGUGAAGAAGAUUGACAAGAAAGCAUUUGCUAUUGGAUCUUGUUCUGUGAUUUUGUCUAUGAUUCUUUCCACAAUUUACUCCAUAACCUUGGUUAACAUUGUUGAUAUCCAAACGGUCAAAUACCUUUUCGCCAUUGGUGGCACAGAGUCCUUUAUCAACUUCCCCAUGGUUGCUUCCCUUGUUUCUGAGCUUCAUUUGAUAAACUCUGAGUUUGGGAGAUUUGCUUUAUCAACUGCCAUGGCUUCCAAUUUCUUCAGCAUAUGUCUUGCAUUACUAGGAGCUCUGUUGACUCCUCAAGAUGAGGGCAAAUAUCAGACCAUAUCCACACUUUAUGCUUCUUUGAUGCUUGUAGCUGUCAUCUUUUUUGCUAUUCGGCCUACCAUUGUGUGGAUGAUUAAGAAGAAUCCGAUUGGACAGCCAUUGAAGGAGUGCUUUGUGGUUACAUUGCUUUUACUGGUGUUGGUAGUUGCCUUCUGCUGCCAGGCCUUGGGCUUGCAUAUCUAUACUGGUCCUCUUUUUCUUGGAGUUACAAUACCUUCAGGACCUCCCAUUGGAUCAGCAUUGGUGGACAGGCUUGAUUUCAUCACUUCCUGGGUUUUCAUGCCCAUCUUCUUUGUCAAAAUAGGCUUGGCUGUCAAUAUCUACGCUAUCAAACUCAUAAAUUUCUUGUGCAUGUCGUUCAUUGUCUUUGUUAAUGCAUUGGGAAAGUUUUUGGGUGCCCUUCUCAUUUCAACUUACUUCAAACUAUCUAUGAGAGACGCUGUAUCGCUCGGCCUCAUCUUGAAUUGUCAAGGAGCUCUCGAGCUUGGUGUGUUUAAAAUAAUGAGGAAGGAAAAGUUGAUAAAUGAUGAAGCGUUGGUAGUUAUGUGCGUAUGGGUGAUGGUUGUAGUUGCAAUUAUCUCUCCGAUAAUAAGACAUCUCCUUGAUCCUUCAAGAAGGUUUAUAGUUCAUAAGAGAAGAACAGUGAUGCAUUCGAGACCGGAGUUUGAUCUUUGUGUGUUAGUUUGCAUUCACGACCAAGAAGAUGUUCCAAGUGCCAUUAACCUACUUGAUGCCUUGAAUCCGACUAGACGAAGCCACCUUGUUGUGUAUAUCCUUCAUCUUGUCGAGCUUCUUGGUCGUGCUCACCUGGAACUCAUAUACCACAAGCAAAUGGAGGUAAGGACUUCAAGGUCAUGCUCCUCUAUACCUAUUGUCAAUGCCUUCAAAUACUUUGGAGAGAGCAAGAGGGAAAUACUUGCCAUCUAUCCCUUCACCGCGAUAUCACCUUCAACGACUAUGCAUGAUGUCGUUUGUUCACUUGCACUCGACAAAAAGACUUCCUUGAUUCUUGUCCCUUUCCACCAAAGAUUUCACUCCAACGGUGUGCUGUCGUUGUCCCAAUAUAAAACGAAAAUGGUUAACCAUCAUAUCCUCGAGAACGCACCAUGCUCUGUCGCCCUUGUUGUCGAACGUGGAAUUUUAAAGACCCCAAAGUCUAUUGCAACCAAUUUCCAUCCUUUCCAAAUAGUUAUGGUAUUCAUCGGUGGACCAGAUGACCGUGAAGCAAUGUUCAUCGGGGCAAGAAUGGUUGGACAUCCUAAUAUAAACUUAACAUUUAUUCGACUGCAAGAGAGCGGGAAUGUUCCGAGUAGUGAUGUUAAAGAAAGGAGGCUUGACAAUGAGUCAGUGAAUGAGUUCCGACAAAGUAUAGCAGACAACAAUAGAGUUAAGUAUAUAGAAGAGGUGGUGAAGGAUGGCAUUGGAACAAUCUCUAUACUCCGUUCCUUGGGGGGUGAUUUCGAUCUCGUAAUAGUCGGAAGACAACAUAACCCAUGUUUAGCACUGGUUCAAGGCUUGGUGCUUUGGAAUGAACAAACCGAACUCGGGGCAAUUGGAGAGGUGUUAGCAUCUUCAGAUUUCAUAGGCAAUGCCACGAUCUUGGUCGUGCAGCAACACAGAAGAGUCAUUAAUGAAGACGAAGAGCUUAAUCAAGAAGACAUCAUUCCCAUGGAUAAUACCAAGAAGAGAAUGAUGCAAAAUAGUUAUCCUUCCAAAAUUAGUUAUGAGUUUUGAUUCUCCUCCUCUUUUAGCUUCUCAACACUGUAAAUUCUCAGCUAAAAUCAUAUCCACCUGUUAAGAACAUCAUCUUUAGUUGAUCGAUCCGACUUUCAGUGAUGAACUUAGGAUAGUUUUUCAUGCUUGUUCUUUAAAACUUUGUUCAUAUAAUGAUAUUGAUAUUGUUCGUCAUAGCAAAAUUAGCUUGUGUUUUAGCUAGAAAUGAAUAGUUGAUAGCCUCUGAUCUGCUGCAUUUAUCAGUUGAAAAGCUUGCAUGAUAUCAAGUUCUAUGUAUGUUUUCUAUGUAAGUCAUUAAUUAAGAUGAACAGAUCACGGCCUAUAUAUUGAUAAAUCAUAAUCAUAGCAAUGAUUCAUCUGAACAAUUUCCAGCUAAGCUAAAUUCAAUGCAUGGAUGACAACAAGGAUGUUAGCCUAAGCAGAACACAUAAUGAAAGAUUAAGCUUUUAAUGGCAAUAAACAACAAGAUUUCCUUAAAAUCAUCAAACUUCUUCUGUACCUAUGGCAACAAAAUGGACACUGAGUUCCUGCUUUAGCCCUGCCUCUUUCCCUGCAGAAUCUUAUAGAAUGAUUAGAAACUUCAUUACCUGAAUUGAGACUAUUUUCAAGUCCUAAAGAGAAAGGCAACAAUAACUCCGAGCUCUUAGGCAGCAUUCAUCGAGAAACCCCGACCUCGGCUUGUUUGCCAGACAUUUUGAUCUUAUAAUACGACAUGCUCGUUUAGGUCAUAUCUUAGGUUUUUUCAAGCAUAUGCAAAUGGACGAUGUGUGGAAACAUAGAUAGUAGGAGAAGAACGAAGUAAAUACACGUCGAACGAUGAGAACGACUUCCUGACCUGACUACUAGAGAACUAAAGACCAAACCCAUGUAAAGCUUCUAAAAACUUGCAUAUGAGAAAUUAGAGGCAGCUCCAAAACUUCCUGUUCUAAUCAGCAUAAGAUAAUCCCAUGGGAAAACUCGAUCAUAUUCCGCCUCAAACAAGCAUACGAGCUCUUGAAACGAGCGUAUUCUAUGGCAAAUAUCAGAAAACCAUGCGAUAAAGAAGCAGAUAGAUCAUAAGUGCUUGAAUUAGACCUGGAGAUAUCUGUCUCAAUGUACAAUCUAAAGCUAAAGCUACAAAGUGAUACAGACGCCUUUCGAGUUAACGAAAAGGCGACAAUUCAAAGACUAACGAAUGCAUUAGAUGCUUACCUAGCCCGACGAUCACCAGUAAGUAAACAUCCUAAAUCGUUCCUCCGACAGUAAGCGAAAGAUUCGGAACUCAAAACAGACUAAAAGCUCCUUUGAAUAUGCAGAAUACUGAAA
Cucurbita maxima (winter squash) is the source of this 4016-nucleotide messenger RNA. RefSeq names its product cation/H(+) antiporter 15-like. Gene Ontology annotation, molecular function: antiporter activity. Gene Ontology annotation, biological process: regulation of pH; proton transmembrane transport. The transcript has 3 exons. Lineage: Eukaryota; Viridiplantae; Streptophyta; Magnoliopsida; Cucurbitales; Cucurbitaceae. The coding region runs from base 240 to 2711 and encodes 823 amino acids. The record is from RefSeq and is a predicted model, not a curated record. Gene Ontology annotation, cellular component: membrane; endomembrane system.